Messenger RNA from Myxocyprinus asiaticus (Chinese sucker), 1156 nucleotides. It is a transcript of the gene plaat1l, whose product is annotated as phospholipase A and acyltransferase 1-like. Gene Ontology annotation, biological process: N-acylphosphatidylethanolamine metabolic process. The record is from RefSeq and is a predicted model, not a curated record. The transcript has 4 exons. Gene Ontology annotation, cellular component: cytoplasm. Bases 157 to 615 code for a protein of 152 amino acids. Gene Ontology annotation, molecular function: glycerophospholipid phospholipase A1 activity; A2-type glycerophospholipase activity. Lineage: Eukaryota; Metazoa; Chordata; Actinopteri; Cypriniformes; Catostomidae.
UAACCAUUUACAAUUUAAUGGAGUUCCACCCUCAAGCUGCCCUUUGACAUUUGAGAUAUCAGAUGCAAUUAAUGCUUCACUGCUCUUUAAUGUAGGACUCGCUCUCAGUCUGUAGUGUUCUCGACAUUAAAGAUAUCAAAAGCACAGCAAACUCCAAUGGGCCUGCACAACUCUCAUCCGAAGCUUUACCCUGGAGAUAUCAUUGAGUUUCCUGGCAACAAGUAUUUUUCUCAUUUUGGAGUUUACUAUGGGGAAAGGGACGGGGUUCCUUAUGUGGCCCAUUUGACAAUCAAAGAUUCUGACACAAAACUCCUACUUUUCGGCCGAGCUUUAAACUCGGCAAUAAAGCUAGAUCCAGUCGAUGUAGUUGGGAAAAAAUACAAGGUAAGAAACUAUUUGGAUGACAAGCACCCACCACGAGACUUCUACUCUCACAUUAAACCUGAGAUCGACGACGCCAUGACAAAACCCAUCACCUUUGACAUCCUGUUCAACAACAGUGAACAUCAGGCCACAAUGUUACGCUACGGGGUCAAAAAGUCAGAGCAGAUUGAAAAAGUCUAUUCCAAGAUAGUUCCCACCUGGAAAGACAUAUUUGAGAAGAAAAAGGUUUGAGAGACAGCUGCAUGCCGCAUGGUUUCAGGAGACACAAGAGUUCAAGAUUAUACAAAAUCUAAUAAAAUUGGAACUGUAAAAGAUAUAUAUGUAUUCUUUCGGCAAAUAUGACAUAGUAAGAGUCAAAAAUUUUAUUAUAAAGACUCUGUAUAAAUAUAUGCUAUGUAUUCCCCACAAUAAUAUUUAUACAAAACCUUUAUUUUUAUGAAUGUAUUUUGGUAUCUAAGUGUUGGGUGCUCUUGCCAGUCUCACAAAUCUCCACAAGAAGGCAGUACAGCAUAAAGUUUGAGUUUAUUUGUGUGUAAACGACCAGGAACAUUUACCAGUUCAAUGUCUCUUCACAUAUUGCAAGCUGUUUUAUACACUGAAAGUAAUAUCUCAUGUCUUACUCAUAUGUAAUGUAUCAAAUUAGGAAACUGAAAUUUGUCUCUGGCCUUUAAGAUCAAGAUAUAUGUGGUUUAUACUCUUUUUUUUUUUUGUAUCAUAUGCAAAGUCAUUUUGUAAAAUUAGAAAAUGCUAAUUAAAAUGGCUUUAAAGGAAA